Molecule: messenger RNA, 1575 nt
Organism: Ornithodoros turicata
Lineage: Eukaryota; Metazoa; Arthropoda; Arachnida; Ixodida; Argasidae
Gene: CDC50
Product: cell cycle control protein 50A-like
Exons: 8
Coding region: 63-1109 (348 amino acids)
Cellular component (GO): endoplasmic reticulum; plasma membrane; Golgi apparatus
Source: RefSeq, a predicted model, not a curated record
AGACGUUGCUAUGUCAUGUGAUCUGGCAAUCGUUACAUCACAUCCGUUCGACUGAACGCAAAAUGUCGAAUCCGGAACGGAAGAGUAAAAAACCUUCGAGCAGUGCCUUCAAACAGCAGAGGCUUUCAGCAUGGCAGCCCAUCCUAACUGCUGGAACUGUCCUACCGACGUUCUUCGUAAUCGGUUUAGCAUUUAUUCCCAUUGGUAUUGGCCUUCUGGUGUCAUCCAAUGAGGUUCAAGAGUUCCAGUUUGAUUACACCGAUUGCAAGGAGAAAGGGAGAAAUGUUACCUGUGCAUCCAUUCUUCAGAGCAACAUCAGCCAGACGUGCACCUGCGUGGAAAGGAUAACGCUGUCUGAAGAUUUCAAGUCCGACGUCUACGUUUAUUACGGGCUGACCAACUUCUACCAGAACCACCGACGUUACGUGAAGUCACGCGAUGACACCCAGCUUCUCGGACGCCCGCUCGAGACCAAUCUGGACUGCGAACCUUUUGCCAAGGACCCUAAGACCGGGAAAGUUAUCGCUCCGUGCGGAGCGAUUGCCAACAGCAUAUUCAACGAUACCAUCACGCUGAAGUACAGGCGUAAGGACGAGAACCACCACCCCAGCGACGACUAUUCUUACGUCAACUUGUUGUUCGACAAUAUUGCUUGGCCGACGGACAGGAAGGUCAAGUUCAAGAACCCGCCAGGAAUGAACUUCAACGGGACUGCCAAGCCCCCGAACUGGCCGCUUCCCGCUUCCGAAGUUGGAGGUUUCCAGAACGAGUCCCUCAUUGUCUGGAUGCGAACGGCUGCCCUGCCCACGUUCCGCAAGCUCUACGCCCGCGUUGACCACUCGCGGGAAUACUUCAUCAGCUCUUUGCCCAAGGGGGACUACGACCUCGAAAUUCAAUAUCGCUAUCCCGUGACGGCGUUCAAAGGAACAAAGCGCAUCAUCCUGUCCAAUACGUCUUGGCUCGGAGGUCGGAACCCGUUCUUGGGCAUCGCCUACAUCGCGGUCGGCAGCCUCUGCCUGGCGCUGGCUUUUGUGUUUCUCAUCAUCCACAGCAAAUUCGGCAGGAACACGCACGACCUCGUCAAUAUCACUCAGCGAACCCCCUACUGAAGUCGGCUAGACGUCGGCUGCCGGACAUUCCGCCGAUCUGCCACAGGGCAUCGUGGCAGCACUGUACAUAAAUGACGAUGAUGAUGAUGAUGCGUGUGUCACGAAUCGUGCAACGCCAGAGCCUGUUGUUAUUAUGCGCGAUGAUUACAACUGCCACAUCGUUGUUUACUUGAUUGCUUGGAACAAGUGAUGCACACUUGUCACAGUGCCUGAUAGAAUGAGAUGUAAUAAAUGCUAGUCAUCGAAGGGCAAUGGUUGCACACAUGUGAAACAAAACGUUGCAACGUGCGGCAAAUUUAAGGAGGAUACGUGAAUUGCUUCGUUUAAUUUUAUUGGGGAAGAAAUGAGUAAGGACUUCCUGUGAGGGUCAGUGGUGGGGAAACCUGAAUUUUAAAUCUGUGUGUGUGUGUUAAUUUUGGCUGCCACUUGUAGAUGUUGAUAUUAUUAAAAAUGAAGUGAUAGCGUC